CGCUAUGCCCGAAUACAGUGUACUGUGCCCGGAUACGCAGCCCGGAUAGCGGCCCUUAUAGUUGUUCCGUGGCGUGUAGUGGCAUGUGAAGCGGGCGACCGUACAAACUGUUCAUCGGACGCGGUUUUGCCGUGGUCCAGCUGACGUACGCAUGGCUUCGCAAACGCAAACGUCGUUCCCAGUUGCGGGAUGGGAGCGAGACCUCGGCAACCUUCCGCGCCUUCAGCACGAACGCAUCGUCGAGUUCUACAAGGAUAAAGCGGAGACCAGGAGGUGCCUCGACAGAAGCUAUAACUUCUUCGUCGAAUGCUACGUCGAUCCGUCUUCAAUUAAAGCAAACUACACCAACAAGAGUGAUGGCACAGUGUACUUGAAGGCUUCGUGCUACAGAAGCAAGAAGAAGAAUGCAGCGCCAUAUGCAAUCUUUGUGGUAAUAUCGUCAGCAGACGGGUGCAUUAAAAGUACUGAGUGCAGUUGUGCAGCAGGCCGCAGUGCCUGCAAUCACGCCAUGGCUGUAUUAAGGACUGCUUCACAUAUUCAGUCAAGGGGCUUCACUGAGGCGCCCUUGGAGCUCACGUGCACUGACCUUCCACAAAAAUGGCGUGUGCCACGAAGCACAAAUUUGCAUGGCAUGCCAUUACAGGCAGUGAACAGGAGGGCAGUGCGAGAAGACGGCCUUGACUCGCCACUCAGUGUUCGCCUGUACGACCCAAGGGGAGUUUCGCGAACACUGGAUGAGCAGAAAGCUGCUGAAAAGCAAUUGGCUGAAGAAAUUUUAAAAGAAGACCCCGACAGCGAGUUCGCAAAAGGACUUCUGGAAGAUGACAACCAUCCGUACGAACGUACAAAAUGGGGUCUGGCAUCAGUAUUUGCUCCGCUGUCAUACCAACAGCCCUUGAUGCCAUUCGGGUUUGAUGUUGUUGUUAAAAACAUCUUCAGUGCCUCAAUUGACAGCUCCAGCCUGCCGGAAGCUCAUCAAUAUUUUAGCAGCUGUGACACGUGGAAGCCGCCAGCUGCAUUGCAAGACAACAAUAUCGUCAAGAAGCUUUGCAUCACUCCGGAAGAGGCAAGAGUCCUCGAAAGAAACACGCGUGGACAGCGGAGUAGCGCUAGGUGGCAGGAGGAACGCAGUUUCCGCCUGACAGCUUCAAAUUACGGCAUUGUUGCAAGCCGCAGCAAAUGGACAUCGAAGGGACUGCGCGGAUUGGCUGUGUGCAAGGACUUGUCACGUGUUCCAGCCAUAAGGUAUGGUGUUGCAAAUGAGCCACUCGCUUCAGAACGCUAUCGGGAUGUGAUGCGAGGCCUUGGACAUGAUUGCACGGUGCACCCUUGUGGCCUCUUGGUGAACCCUGAAGCUCCCUGGCUUGGUGCUUCGCCUGAUGGGAUAAUCUACGACUGAACUGAACCAGCUGAACUGAACUCGCGUGGCAUACUUGAGGUCAAAUGCCCAUAUUCUUUGCGUGACAAAAGUUUAAAUGAUUUGAAUUCUGCAGAGUUUUGCUGUGCUAUUACUGAAAACGGUCCAGUACUAAAGAGAGACCACAUUUACUAUCAGCAAGUUUUGGGUCAGAUGGCUAUUUCACAGCUUGCAUGGGCAGAUUUUGUUGUGUAUUCAAAGAAGUUUAUUUUAAUUGAACGCAUACGUUUUUCGAAUGAAGACUGGGCAAAGACAAAAGUGAAGCUUGACAAUUUUUAUUUUUCAGAUUUCUUGCCUUUCCUUGAAAGCACUCAUGUUAACUCAAGCAAGACAUAGCAGUGCAAGUGUAACUAGUUAGUGUUGCAUCACAUCUUUUCAAGGGAUACUAAAGGGAACUAUUAACUCAUCGUUGAUUGUUGAAAUAGUGUUCCAGAAACCACAUAGUGCUUGUUUCGUGCCAAGGAAAUGCUUAGUGACAGAAAAAAAUGAUGUUUUAGUGGUCCGCACGCUGUUAGCGCACUUCAAACAGCCUGCCUUGGACUUGCUUAUGAUAUUAUCGAGUGGCACCAGUAGCAACUGGGCACUAGCGGUAGAUGUUGUGCCAUAGCUGCCAAGCCUGCACAGCCUGUUCAUGCAAUUCGCAAGGCUUCCAUGGUUUGAUGGUGUGCAGUCUAGUUUCAAAGGCCAUGGCAUCACUGAUGGCUGUUGGUAUGCCUAAGUGCUUGAUGUGUUGAUUGCAACGCUUCGUCCAUGGAUGUAAAAUUUUUAACCAAUAGUCAUAUUGCUACUCUUCAAUGUUACGCUAUAUCUACAAACUACACAAACUCGCCACGCUGAGGUGGUGGUGUUGGGACUGCUCAACAAGCUUUCCCUGUUGUGUUGCAGGGCCCUUUUAAGUUAACAUGGCCCCCUCAGGCCUGAUGACUGCUCAGGGACAUAAGUGCUUUUCAAGUCAUUAUUUACUACUAACUGGUAUGUUUGUUGUCAAAAACCGUUUACCAUUGUAUUGGUGCAGCAUUCCGAGUUUUUACGUCAGCCCCACUGUAUUCAAAAGCCACUUCAUGGGUGGUUUUCACCCUCAAUGAUAACACAACAUUCUAAGCUAAUUGGGUGGGAAUUUCCACGAUAACUGACUGCACUAAUACACCUAAAAAAUUACGUACAGUUCUUCAAAUGAACAUUUUACACGCCUUUCAGAGCCAUCUUGAAAAGGAAGAAAAGUGAUGUGCCCAAGAACUGAGUAGAUUAAGAGGCUCAUAUCGAGGACGAUAUCGUUAAUGAAACUGAUAAUGAAACCUUUUUUUUCUUCCCUGUAAAAAUGCCCACAAUAUCACUGCCAAUGAGAAUAGUUUGUUGUCUCGAAGCGUCUGGGUGUUUAAAAUGUACGACUGCGUCAUUGUUUAUAAUUUGUGCAAUCCACUGUUAGUGUUUUUCUCUUAUAAGUAUCUUGUGCAUCGUUGUAUUUGUUGUAACUAUUAUAUCGAUUGUUAACUGCGUUAUGUUAUUACCCAUGUGUACCUCCCCUACGCAAUUCCUUACGGCGAUGUAGGUGAAGUGUAAAUAAAUAAAUAAAUUACUGAUGUAGCAAGGACAGAUUGACCAAAGCCAUUUUUACAGCUGUGGCAAUUGGCACGGCUAUCGCAUUACUGCAGGUAAAAUUCUUGUUUGCCCAGCUAAUUUUCUGAUAAACUUGCAUUAUUUAUUCCUUGUCUGUGAUCUUAUCAUGCUAACCUCUUGUAGAUAUAAUACCAACAGGUAGUUUUGCAUACUCUGAAAACAACGAUCUCAGCACCACAAUUUUUGAUAUUAUGCAUAAUGGUGUGACAGGAAGUGUUUUAUGCAUAUUAUUUACAAGACUGUGAUGCUAUUGUCAUAACAUCUUUCAGGUCUAUGACAGCAAUCUUUGUUUGCCUAACAAAGCUGUGAUAUUGAUUCUGUAUCAGACAUUAUUCUGUGUUAUUGGUUACAUGUAUCCUCUCAAAUGAGAGUAUUUUUGUAUGUUAGUGACGAGACCAAUUCCAAGUAGGAAUUUUUAUAUUAUUUGUACCUUUUCAUAUGGCAGAAAUGCAGAACUGCAUUUUAUUCAUUGUGAUACUAGUGUAACAUAUCUUGUUUUGUGCUUUCAGACUAAUGCAAUAGGUAUUGUAUUUUACAAUGCCUUUUCAAGAAAACUAUGAUCAUGACAUGCGAACGUUUGUUUUUAUUGUGAUGCUGUAUUUGCAGCUUUUCUGCUCCUUGUCACAGCAAAAAUGUUUACAUUAAUCACCAGUUAAUAAUGCCUAUCAAUAAAUUCAU
Messenger RNA from Rhipicephalus sanguineus (brown dog tick), 3712 nucleotides. RefSeq lists its product as uncharacterized. The transcript is spliced from 4 exons. Lineage: Eukaryota; Metazoa; Arthropoda; Arachnida; Ixodida; Ixodidae. Bases 152 to 1399 code for a protein of 415 amino acids. Gene Ontology annotation, molecular function: zinc ion binding. The record is from RefSeq and is a predicted model, not a curated record.